Messenger RNA from Ostrea edulis (European flat oyster), 3971 nucleotides. Its product is annotated as multiple epidermal growth factor-like domains protein 10. Bases 2560 to 3156 code for a protein of 198 amino acids. The record is from RefSeq and is a predicted model, not a curated record. Lineage: Eukaryota; Metazoa; Mollusca; Bivalvia; Ostreida; Ostreidae. The transcript has 6 exons.
UCAGAAUGAGUCGAAAACAAAAAUACAAGAACAUAUGUAUCACAUAGGUAUGAUUAUGCAAUCUGACCCCCUACAAAACAUAAUGAAAUAUCGAAAUAGAGCUGCUUGCAAUAAUUACCUAUUCUUCAUUUAGUUUUAGAAGUGUUUGAAAGUGAUAGUGAAGUAAAAGAUGAAGAUCGUCAAAUCAAGAAAAAUAUAUUAUAUUUUCGCAAAUCAUGUGAUUAAAAAUGAUUUACUCUUAUCUCCUUUGAGGAAGAAAACCUGAAGUUUAUAGAGCUGAUUUUAAAUCUAUUUAUAGAUUUUGAUACUGUCAUAUUUCAUACAAUAACGACUAUGAUAGUGAUACUAAUAUGCAGCUAUUAGGUAUCAGGAGUGAUAAGUUUUACUUACAAACGUCUGAGAAAUAUAAGAGACCUCUGUAACAAUAACAUGCCAGUGAAAUCCGUCAGCUCCAAAUAGAUUUGUUCAUACUUUGAAAUGGAAAAACUUAUUCAAUCUUCGAAAGUGAAAUUGUUCAGGCUGCGAAAAAUGACUUGUUCGAACAAUAGAAAAGCUGUAAAUUAAUCAUCUAAUCCCUCGAUGAAACAAAGGUGACUUCCGUCAAACAGAUGAGAGACUCUGAAGUAAUUUAGAGUACACAAAGAAAUCAAGGAAGUGUGUGAAUACAUCAAUCUACAAAAUCGUGAAAUAUGUGUGAAUUUGGAUGAAGUAGAGUUUUGAGUCAUUAUCCGAGCAGUCCGGUGUCAGAGCAUAAAAUGAGGAGGGAUAUUUUGUCUUUAUUCAAUACAUCAUUGUUUAAAUACGCCCAACACAUUGUUGUGUUUGCUAUCAUCACAAGUCUGCAAGUAUAUAUCAUCAGUGGGAGUGAGUGUGUGAAGCACGGAAAACGGCAUAAAGUGUAGUUCAUGAUGUCUAUGUUCCUGCUCAUCUUUCUCCUCCAUACCAUACUGUACAUAAAGGGGAAGACGGUGAUUUGGAGUACUUUUUGUCCUUUACUUUUAAAUGUCUAAAAAUCGUCAUAAGCAGUAGGUAUUCGGAGAGCGGCGACUGCGAUCAAAUCCACCAUACAUGUACAUGUGAAUUAUUCUACCUCAUAUGAUAAUAAUACACAACUUAAAAAUGCUUCUACUUUGGUUCUUUACCAAAUGUGUGACAUCAAAUUUUAAAAAAUUGGAAUCGAUUUAGAAAAAAGUAGAUUUUCGGUUUUGUUCAAGGUAUGGCAACAUGAAAAUAACUUUAUUUCAUAGAAAUCAAAGAAUAAAAAUAUUCAGGGUCAGAUAUAGAUAUUGACUCGGCUAAUUGUCAAUUCGUAUUAUGGCAUGUCAAAUGUUGAAUUUUUUUUUAUAUUUUCCAUUUGUAUUGCAUCAUUUUUCAUUUCUAUCGUAAAAAAUAUACAUUUUGUUACACCUACCUACCUAUCCUCUUCGUACCCGGUGGCACAUAAGGCUGAUACCAGACCCCUCCAUUUGUUUCCUGAUGUUGAGUUUGGUUCUGGUUUUCAGUUUCCGUAACAAGAACUUUUUUACAGGGUGGAGCAGUUAACACCACGCCAAACCUCCGCACUGUUGGGCCGCGUUUUCUUUCAGAGUUGUCCUUCCCAUAGACGAUUGCAGUUCCCACUACUUUCGAGCUCUAUCUACCCAGAUUUUCUUUCUGGGUUUACAUCCAUCGCCUUUGACUUUCCCAAGCCACCCACAAGGCAGUGUGACUAUUUUACCCAUAGCUGGGGCAAGGUUGGUGAGUGCUAGGGCAUAUCCACACGCCGGUGGGCCUACACACUGCACCUCUAGGGUCCUUGCUACUCCGAGAUCCUUUACAGUUUAGCCUAGGAUGCUAGAACCUAGUUUACUGUGUGCUGCCGCUUGGAGGCACUGUAAAAGUCUUGGACUGGUAGAGGCUUUGUACUGGCAAGAAAGACUGACGCACUCGGCUUUCCUUUCACCUACAAGUAGGUUAGCCAGCGGCAGUAGCAGAGUCUUCGACUCCACCUGUACUAGACGCAUAUCCAGCCCCUGUGGCAUUUGCAGUAUCCAUGUAUUACAUGUCUACCACUACCACUAGCACACUCAUUGGUGUAAACUAUGGUUCAAUUAUCAAACCAUAGGCAAUAUAUUUUUCAUAACUACUGUUUACUUACAUGUAGAUUCUAACUCUGUCACUCAUCAACCUCGUGUUUAAACUAGUCAUGCAGAGAAGAGAGGGGCAGUUUAUGUUGUGGUUGAGCUAGUUUUCAAUACGAUACAGACUAAAACUUGACCAAUAAAAUCCUUCAUAACUAAUCAAAAUGAACAGUUCCACGAAUACAAUACUAAUGAAAAAUAUAUAAUACAAAUGGGAAAUGGAAAGAAAAAUACAGAAUACAAAUACAAUAUUAUACAAGAUCAAGUAUUGCAACAUUUGGAAUGUCGAAAAUAUGCAUAAUUUUUACUGGUUCAAUUGCAUAAUUUGCUUCCUGUGUGUGAAAACGUGCAUACAAUUAAUGAUUCUUCCGUGUUCUCUAAUAGUCCAUCAGGAUAUAGCACACUUCACUAUUAUUGAACAAUAAAUGUUUGAAGGGAAAUGGGUCAAAGAGUUUCUAACGUAUGUUCAGAAAGCAUUGAUGGAAUGGAUUUAAUAUUCCAUAUGAACAUUUUUAAUUCAUGGCGAGGGCGAAACAUAGGAUUAGCCUUAUUGGUUUUAUCACUCAAUGCAGAAACAACAAGUAAAGGCAACUGUGUUAACGAUCGGUACGUAGAAGAAGGAGGAGAGUGCUGCACGAAUUUUUAUCAUCACAAUGGUGGAUGCAUUCCCUGUCCUACAGGUUCCUAUGGAGAUAAUUGUUCCACUACUUGUCCAUCCCCGUCGUGGGGGGAGAACUGUGGUUUCCGGUGUAAUUGUAGUUCGGAUGAAAUGUGUAGUCCCCAUGUAGGGUGUGUCAAAAUAGGUACCGCGUCCACUUCUACAACAAGUACCGAAGCAGGAAACGACAUGAAGUCAAUUGAAAAAUCCCCAAAAGUCGAUACAAGAUCUACGAGAAAUCCUUACAGUUCAAAAGUAGACGAAGUAUAUCCUGUUCCUACGGAUAUCAUUCCUACCUUAGCAGUGGUAUCCAAGGAAACAAGUUCUGUGACUCUUAAGUCGGCUUCUGAAGAUUCACGGAAAACUGAAAAAGCGUAGGAGAAACAUUUCUGCAAGCAAAACUCCUAAGCCCUCGGCUACAAACGAAGCAGAGGAGGAGGCUUAUGUAGACAUAAACGAGUCUGGCAUGCUGGAAAAUAUUUCAAGAUACGACAAAAUCGAGUCGCAACCGUCAAUAAAACAACAAAACCCAAACGGAGAUGUUUCAAACAUUGAAAUCAGUAAUGAAACAAAACCAAUGCUUCCAAAAUUAAGAAAUGAAGUCAUUGGUACAAAAUCAGAAGAACUUAGUGUUAGACAAGAAGAUGAGAGUUUGGAAGAGAGACGUUCAGAUUAUCUGGAUGUUGUGACCGAUAAACGUAAUGAAUUACCGGAUAAUUCUUACCUGAAUCCAGUUGGUAUGAUAAACACGUAUAUAGAAGUGAUAGGUUCGCCACCAAAAGAGAUGUCAGAAAACGGAAGUCGGACCGAGUGUCAGACCUUUGAUGUGGAAAGUCCAUCGAUCUGCCAAAGCGAGCUAACCAGCCAAAGGGACACGUAUCUUGAAGUUGUCCAUGAGUAGAGACCAUUGAUUUCCUUGUCUUUAGUCUUAUAUAUUUACAUUCACUGAAUCUCUUAUAUUUUUUUAAUGACAUUGCUUUCAUCAAAGACAAUGAAUACGUUUUGCUGCAAACUAGUUCGAUCCGGUUUCUUAAUACAACCUGUUCGCGUCAUCAUUACGAAAUAUGGAGCGUUGCUAAGGUCAACGGGUGUAGGGCUGUUCCAAAAGUAACAAAAAGGUCAGCGAUACGAUAUUUCGGUACUUAAAUCUUAUUUAUAUUUUACAAAAAUAUAAAUUUAAACAAUAAAAUGUA